GCAGCACUGGGCGGGGAGGCGGGUGUUGACAAAGUGAAACUAACGUUGCUAAACAUGCUACAUGUUGCACACAUGAACAAACUCUAAAACACUUCAGAAAUCUCUCUUCAACCGCUACACAGUCUCCGGUGGUUUUUAAAACUACAGUAAAUACUAGAGAAAAAUCUGAGAACACGCCAACACCAUUUUAAACAGACACGGAUAUGGCUUCCUCCAGCAGUCUCCUGUCUGAAGACCAGUUCCUGUGCUCUAUCUGUCUGGAUGUGUUCACUGAGCCAGUCACCACUUCAUGUGGACACAACUUCUGCAUGGUCUGUAUUACAAAUUACUGGGAUAGCAAGGACCUGUACCAAUGUCCACUGUGUAAGGAGAAAUUCCCAGAACGACCUAAACUUAGUGUCAACACAAUGUUAAGAGAGGUUGUAGAGAAUUUUAAAACGAUGAGACACAGAGGAAAAGAUGAGUCCCCUGCAAAAGCUGGAAAUGUGCCCUGUGACGUCUGCCCUGGGAUGAAGCGCAAGGCCCUGAAGUCCUGCCUGGUGUGUCUGGCUUCUUACUGUAAGACUCACCUGGAUCCUCAUCAGAUAGCCCCAGCCUUAAAGAGACACAAACUGGUCGACCCUGUGGAGAACCUGGAAGACAGGAUCUGUAAGAAGCAUGACAGACUCCUGGAGUUGUUCUGUAGAACUGACCAGACAUGUGUGUGUCAGUUCUGCACUGAGGCAGACCACAAGACUCACAUGACUGUCCACAUAGAGGAAGAGUGUGGAAAGAGGAAGGCUCACUUGGACAAAAAAGAGGCAGAAGUGCAGCAGAUUAUCCAGGAGCGACUGAAGAAGGUUAAAGACAUCAAACUCUCAGUAGAUCUCAGCAAGAGAGAUGCAGAUAGAGAGAUAACAGACAGCAUACAGGUCUUCACUGCUCUGGUGCGCUCCAUUGAGAAAAGCCAGGCUGAACUAAUUGAGGUGAUUGAAGAGAAGCAUAAAGCAGUAGAGAGGCAGGCUGAAGGGCUCAUUAAAGAUCUAGAGCAGGAAAUCACUGCGCUACAGAGGAGAAGCACUGAUCUGAAGCAGCUCUCACAGACUGAGGACCACCUCCAACUUCUCCAGAGCUUCCCAUCCCUAGUGUGCACCCCUCUACCCACCAAGAACUGGUCUGAGAUCAGUGUUCACAGUGCUCUGUGUGUUGGGACUGUGAGGAGAGCUGUGUCUCACCUGGAGGAGAUACUGAAUAAAGAGAUGGAGAAGCUGCCUGAGGUCAAACUGAAGAGGAUUCAGCAGUAUGCAGUGGAUGUGACUCUGGACCCUGAUACAGCACAUCACAAACUCGUCGUGUCUGAAGAUGGGAAACAAGUAAGACGUGGAGACAUACCACAGAAUCUUCCUGACAAUCCAAAAAGGUUUAAUCAGUAUUGGAUUGUCCUUGCAAAGGAUGGCUUCUCCUCAGGGAGAUUUUACUAUGAGGUGACGGUUAACGGUAAGACUAGGUGGACUUUAGGAGUGGCCAGAGAGUCCACUGACAGGAAGAGGAAUAUCACAUUGAGCCCUGAACAUGGACUCUGGACUGUGAUACUAAGGGAUGGGAAUGAGUACCAAGCCUGUACCUCCCCCCCUGUUCUCCUCUCCCUGAGAAAGAAGCCCCAGAAGGUGGGGUUGUUUGUGGAUUAUGAGGAAGGUCUGAUCUCCUUUUAUGAUGUGGAGGCCAGGUCUCAUAUCUACUCUUUCACUGGCUGCACCUUUACCGAGAAACUCUUUCCAUACUUCGGCCCCUCUGAUAAUGAUGAUGGUCAAAACUCAGCCCCUCUCAUCAUCUCUCCUGUCAAUCACACACACUGAUUAAACAACGGAAAGGAAACUGUUUUUUCCCCAGAUAUUUUAAAAUGCACAUUUACAUAUUGUAAACAUACGGACAGGUCACAUCAUUUGAAUAUCCACAUUGUCCUCUGAAGUUGUAUCCUCAAAUGAGAAUGUAGAGUAUUCUGUACAUCUUAGCAUGGAUAAUAAAUGUGUGUAUUUACUGAAUAAUGAAGACUAUUAAAUGGAAUUAAAGUUA
Oncorhynchus nerka (sockeye salmon) is the source of this 2052-nucleotide messenger RNA. Its product is annotated as E3 ubiquitin-protein ligase TRIM39-like. The transcript is spliced from 2 exons. NCBI's taxonomy places the organism in Eukaryota, Metazoa, Chordata, Actinopteri, Salmoniformes, Salmonidae. Bases 204 to 1835 code for a protein of 543 amino acids. The record is from RefSeq and is a predicted model, not a curated record. Gene Ontology annotation, molecular function: zinc ion binding; protein binding.